Messenger RNA from Osmia lignaria (orchard mason bee), 7320 nucleotides. RefSeq lists its product as uncharacterized. Gene Ontology annotation, biological process: regulation of DNA-templated transcription. Gene Ontology annotation, cellular component: nucleus. Gene Ontology annotation, molecular function: DNA-binding transcription factor activity, RNA polymerase II-specific; RNA polymerase II cis-regulatory region sequence-specific DNA binding. Lineage: Eukaryota; Metazoa; Arthropoda; Insecta; Hymenoptera; Megachilidae. The record is from RefSeq and is a predicted model, not a curated record.
AUGUUUGCCCGAAUGCCACGCCGUCGAAAAAACAUCCGGGAUGCGGCAAGAAUCUUUACCAAACGAAACUGGGAUCGUAACGUGCUCGAUGAGAUCAGUUUGGGAAACUGGGCUGCGAAACAACGACAAGAGGAUAACACGGCUUUGUGCGAGCGAAAGCGCCAGCAGCCGCUUUGUUUUCCCUGCAGCAGCAGCAGCAGCAGCAUCAGGCAUAACCUUCGAACGACGAAGCGCGAACGUGUCGCGUUGGGUGCACGUGGCUACACGAGCAGCCUCCAGCAUAGUCAGUGAAAUCAUCGUGCGCGGACAUUGGGUGGCGGGAAACGUGCGUGUUACGGGUGCACGGAGGGAGGCCCUAAUCAAGCUAGCGCGUGAACCUAACCUAACGUAGCCGUUAGGGGCGGUUGUGUCGCCCCCGUGACGGCGAGGCGGUGAGGCGGCGGCCAGAGACGGCCGACAGAGAGAAGAGACGGUUAUCGCGGAAGUUCGGCAAUUAUAGGUGCCGAGUCGCGUUUUUUUUCGACGACUGAUAUUGAUUUGGGAGAGGCAGUUCGUAUUCGUGGCACGAGCAUACCUUGUGACUCGCAGAGGCGGCCGGCAGCGCGAUGCAUCACGGCGCACCGCGCAACCAGGGGUACUACAUCGGCCAGGGAGCGAGAGACGAAGAAGGGAGGGCAACCGCGGAGGGAAGAGGGGAAAAGACUGGAGGAUCUCCCACCGAGGACACUCUUCUCCGCCGAAACACCCCCACCAACCGACUGGCUGCCCCCACCCGACGCGCUAUCAAACCCCCUUCUACGUUCGUGCAACGGACAUAACUGUCUCUCUCCGACUCCUUUCGAUCCUCUCUCGGUCCGUCUCCCUUUCUCUGGCACACGGCGCCUCCUCUCCUCCGUGGCCCACUCUCCUCUGACGCGGUCACCGCCGCCGACGCCACCACCACCGCCGUCGCCACCACCCUCCGUUCCAUCCGCCAGGGGCGAGCUUCGAGUUUUGCCGCCCUUGGAUUCUCGCGCCGAUUUCUCGGCCGAUCGUCCUCGAUCGGUACUCAAACAGAGAUACCAUUUUAUUCCAUAAAUGACCUCAUCCAAAAAUAUAAUCAUCCUAGCUUUCAAACUUUUCCUUAGCCGAGACGCGAUACAAAUCGGCGAUAGAGAUCCUUUUCCCGAGGCGUGCACACGGGAGCUGGUAAUUUUCGAAAAUUACUUAAACCGGUCCCCGGAGCGCGACCCUGCCCACCGAGGGACCAGGACGCACCAGGAGUCCGACGGAUCUGUAAUUAAGCCGCGAACAAAGUAUAAACUCUCUGGCAUCCAAUUAAGCAGAAAAUCAAGAGGAACUCGUUGACCGGCAAUCGUCUGCAUGCGAACGAUCGAAAUUUUGCCCGUCACGCUACCCCAAUUUGCCGUGCCGGUUAGGACUGGUGCAGUAGCGACGGUGAAAAAGAAGGGGGGUUCCUAGAGGGGUUUUCGUCCCGUGGCCACGAUCAAGGAUCUCGGUUCACGGAGAGGAACCGGACUCGCGUGAAUCCGCCCCUGCCACCAUCACCACUCUCGUUCAACGCCGGCACCUUCUCCGCUCGUCCUCCACCCGACGACGCUGUCUACCAUCCCAAAGCCGAACCAGUCCAGAAAUCCCCACUCCGUGGACGCGCACCGCGGCGACGGAAGUGUGGCAACGCUGCAGCUCGCCAGUGUCUCGGUCUUGGCGAGUUACUCGGGGGGGCUCAGGCCGAGUCUACCGAGUUUGUGUCUACCGGCGCGGGUAACCCGAAAGCGAGUGUGCCGAGGAUCAAAGUCGCGGGCCUCUAGCCGGCAUGCGAGACCGUCUCGCUGCUUGAAGGCCGUACCGGAAAAACGUGAUCGAAAGGGAGGACCGGUCGAGGUGGAGUAGUAGGAGGAGGAGGAGGAGAAGAAGAAAAGUUGUUCUUCGUUUUUGUUUUCUUUUUUUUUUUAAUUUUUUUUUUUUAUUUUAUUUUAUUUUCCGGCGGAGUUUUUCUUUACGCUCGUGAUUCGAAACGAUCUCGUUUACACGGAGGGAUCGCGACGUAAUAAAGAAUCGGCAAAGAGGAAAAGAAGGAACGCGCGAAAGGAGCUGAAGAGAGAAGAAAUACCGAGAGCCGAACGAGCAAGACACACGUUUCGCGCGUUUGUCGUUCGUCACGUCACAUCUUGCCCGCCGUGAUCACGCGAACGUGCGCGCUUCGGAUCUACGUUAUAUACGAUUUUCUACGACACUUUGCCACCCACGUAUACAUACAUGUAUAGACGAACGGCGCGGUAACACGCAUCCACGUAACGUCGCUCUGUCCCGGAACGAAAACCGGCGAGAAGAGUUUGAUAGAAAGAAUAGAGAAAAAGGUAUAUUGUGAACAAACGCGCGACGAAUAAACAGUGUAAAUGGCGCUCUCGGCACAGAACCAGUCGACGUCAUACGUGAACUUGUAUUACUCGAUCGUCCAACGUGCGGCGACACGCUACUUUAAGGAAUAUUACAACUCCGAUACUGGCGCGCCCUACGUAUUGUACAAGGACAACAUGGAGAGACCCCAGGGGCAAUGGGGCCCGGGGCCGGGAUCUCUCCAGGACGGGGGACUGUAUCCGCAGCAACAGCAACAACAGCAACAGCAGGGCUCCUCCUCGUCCGGCAGUCCACAGCAGGCCUGUGGUCCUCCUGUCGAAGGAGAAAGCGGUCCCCCGCCUUCGUUGGCCUCUCCCGUGCCCUCACCGUACCCCUCGGCACCGCCUGAGCCUCAAGCCUUAACCCCACCCGACGACGACAUACAAUCGAGUCAAGCCACCUCUCAACAACAGCAGCAACAGCAACAACAACAACAGCAGCAGCAGCAGCAGCAACAAACGCAACAGCAAGUGCAACAACAGCAGCAGCAGCAGCAGCAACAACAGCAGCAGCAGCAGCAAGUUCAACAGCAACAGCAGCAGCAACAACAACAACAACAACAGACUCAACAACAAGAUCAUUCGCCUCAACAACAACUAACGCCGCACGAAGUGGACCGUACCGACUGUUUUCCUGGCGCUGGAGAGCUGCAGCAGUAUCCACAGCACUAUUUCAAAGAGACCAGGCCCCAUCCAUCGCCAUCCGUACCCCCACACAUGCUCACACCGAGUGGUUUCUCCGCGUUACAUUAUUUAAAACAACCUGGCGUAAUGCUUACGUCCCUCGGCCAAGGAGACGGUGGGCCCACAUUGGAUCCUCAUCAAUACGCGAGCCCCGGGGCACCGAAUAUGAGCACCGGUUUGCCGGACAUCGUCCAACAGAGCGGCAAGUCGGGAAAAGGAGCGAACAGCGAUCUACGUUUGUUCAAGUGUCUGACUUGCGGGAAAGAUUUUAAACAGAAGUCGACGCUACUACAACACGAGCGGAUCCAUACGGACAGUCGGCCAUACGGGUGUCCAGAGUGCGGGAAGCGGUUCAGGCAACAAUCGCAUCUAACGCAGCACCUUCGCAUACACGCGAACGAGAAGCCGUACGCUUGCGUUUACUGCGAGCGUACGUUCCGGCAGCGUGCGAUCCUCAACCAGCAUCUGCGCAUCCACUCGGGUGAGAAGCCAUACCAAUGUCCGGAGUGCGGAAAACACUUCCGUCAGAAGGCGAUCCUGAAUCAGCACGUCCGCACACACCAAGACGUGAGCCCGCAUCUGAUCUUCAAGAACGGGAUGACGCCGACGCUCUGGCCGCAGGACGUGCCGUUCCCGCCUGAGGAGGGCAAAGAGGAAGUUGCAUCGACGUUCGGUGACACGGACACCCAGUCGGGAGCGUUCAGCCCGGCGCCGGACGCGAAUUCCAUCCAAUAUCCCGCCUACUUCAAGGACCCGAAGGGUGGCAAUCACGCGGUCUUCGGUCCCGCUGGCACCGGCAGCUUCGGUGCUCUCCAGUAUAUCAAGCAACAGGGCGGCACCAAGAGCUGUUUACCGGACGUGAUACAACACGGUCGCUCCGCGGGGAUGCCGUUGUACGUACGAUGUCCGAUCUGUCAGAAGGAGUUCAAGCAAAAGUCCACGUUGCUGCAGCACGGUUGCAUACACAUCGAGUCGAGACCGUAUCCCUGCCCGGAGUGUGGUAAGAGGUUCAGGCAACAAUCUCACCUGACCCAACACCUUCGCAUACACACGAACGAAAAGCCGUACGGCUGCGUCUACUGCGGACGUAAUUUCCGUCAACGCACCAUCUUGAAUCAACAUUUACGUAUCCAUACCGGGGAGAAACCGUACAAGUGUCAACAGUGCGGCAAAGAUUUUCGUCAGAAGGCGAUACUGGACCAGCAUACGCGCACCCAUCAGGGUGACCGACCGUUCUGCUGUCCGAUGCCGAACUGUAGGCGGCGUUUCGCCACCGAACCCGAGGUCAAGAAGCACAUCGACAACCAUAUGAACCCGCACGCGGCCAAGGUGCGUAGGAACUCGAGCAGCGAUUCGAAACCACCCGGUACACCGGCCGGUUUAGGUCCAGUACCGGUGCCCCGAGGUCUCACGCCUACGGUCGUCAAGCCGGAGCUCUAUUUCCCGCAAUGUUACGCGCCCGCGUUCAAUCAUCAACCGCCAGUGUCGACGGCGCAGUUCCCGGCUCAGGCGAACGGUGUAUCCGUUGCCGGCGAGUUCAAACCACCGACUGGUCUGCCGCCGCAGUGACUAACCGUCCAUCCUGCCGCCUACUAGCAAGCAGGAAUACCGCUGAGGUUUCAGCGAUGCUUCGGUCACGCGUUACAGAGCGACGCGACAGCGGCAGCAGUCGCAGCAGCAGCAGCAGCAGCAGCAACCACCACGUCCAGUGUCGCGCCGCACCGAUGCAGCCAGCAGCCGAUCCAGCAACACUACCCGUGACAUUUAUCGUGCAUUUACUAGGCUCUUUCUUUUCGUUUCGCGAUUCGCUUACUUUCCUCGUUCCAUUGCUUCGCGCAGCCUCGGGACCCCUCACGGCCAGCUAGUCCUGAGCUCGACGGUGAUCGACCGGUUUCCCAUUCUUUCCAUCAACGAUGCUACUCUACUUCUAACUUCUACCCCCAUCCCCUUUCCUCCGACGAACGUAGACCAACAGUCGCGGAGAUCGCCAAAGUACACUUACGAUAAGCAACUGUUCUCUGAUCACCGAUCAUCGUUACCUGACGAAUACUCUGCUUCACCGGACGCAGCCAACCGAGACCGUGUUCUACCACGGCGUAACACAAUUACUAUAGAUAGUUUAAACAAGAUAGAAAGUAAAUCCAGUGGGAUAUAUCCAACGAGCUACGCGACUGUCGAAGGAUUCGAGAGGGAAAGAGGAGGGCAAGCUUGGUGCGGCAAGCCUUUCUCGUCGUUCACCGUCGAGCACAUCACCGGCGUCGAUUGAGUGAAUCAACCAACGAAGAAUCUCGUCUAUUCCCCUAAACCUCCCCGAUACGUAUUUUUUAUAUAUAUUAAAUGAAUUAACGACGUACCUUGUCGCGUUUUUUUCGUGGAUACGCGAAUAGCUCGAGAGAGUUCGGUGGUUCAGCGCGCAGGCAGGCCGUCCGAGGUGUCGUUCGUCACACCGCUCAUAAAUACACAUCACUACAGACACACGAAAACACGCAUACUCGUAUACGCCGUGUUUCGUAAAGACACACGGGGGGGAGGGGGGGUUAAUAUUAAUGUUCCAUCUCGAUCAGAACAUUGCCCGAAUGAAACAAAAAGAAUAAUCUAAACGAUUGUGAUACGAUAUUUAACUUGCCUAUCUUUAAAGAGACAAAGAAAUGGAAAGCAACAGAAUGCGAAAGAAGAAGCAGCAAAAUGUGAGAUACGUUUGCCUCGAUAGAGGAAGGUGAAUACACGACCACGAGAGGAAUGCCUGUAAAUAUGUAAAGCCGUUCACUUCGACGAACAAAUAACACGGGGAAAGGUAAAAAAAAAAAAAAAAACAGGAAGAAGAAGAGCACGUUGAAAUGGCGCGAAAAAGAAGUGCGUGAGUGCGUGAAUGCUUUACGUGUGUGAAAGAAGGAGAGAAAGAGAUGCUCGAACGCGGGGGUGGAAGAAGGACGAAGAGGGUACGAGAGUGGGUAAAGGAUCGUUGAAGAGAUACACAAGAAAAAAGAAGGCAAAAAUUGAAGAAGUAACAGCAAAGAAAUAAAAGAAGGUAAAGGAAAAAAAGAAAGAAAGAGUGUGGGAGAAAAAUGUGCAAAAGGAUGAAGAAGAAGAAGAAGAAGAAGAGAGAUUAGGCAGGAUUUACGAGGACGGUGUAUCCCCCCAGUGUGCUGAGCCAUAAUUUUUUUUUUUUUUUGCUUUUUUUUUCUCUCUUCGAGGUACGACAAGUUUUUGACGACGACGCUAGUUGCGCAAAAAGGGGAGGGUACGACUCUUGUAUACUAUAGUAAUAUUUGAAUGUAUAUUUAUACGACAGGUUAUAUUAUUCUAUUAACUAUAAUGAUGAUAUUUUGAAUCGGUUUUAAAAUCAGAUUGGUGCUGAAUUAUAACACUAGGUAAGCGACAAUGAAAACAAGAAAAAAAAAAACGAAAGAGGAGGGAACGUGGAAGAAGGCUGAGACACCGUAGAGUAGCGUAAGUAGGGUUUAGUCGAUAGAGAGUAUAGCUCGAGAUAAAAAAAAAAAAAAUGAAACAGUCGAGAAUAGAAGGAGGAAAAGAAGAAAAUGAAGAAAACGAAGAAAAGACUUUCACGAGAGUCCGCUCAUCCGAAACUUAAUAAUAAUGAUAAUAGUAAUAAUAAUAAUAACGCAAUUUAUCAUCACAUCAACCGGUAAAAAAAAGAAGGAAGAAAUGAAUAAAUAUUUCGUGGCAAUAUUAUGAUAAAAAAAAAAAAAAAAAAAUGAAAGAAAAUGAUGAAGAAAAGUAAGGAACACACACGAACACAAACACACACAAAAUAUUGAAGAAAAUUUCAACGUACUAGAGAAUAGUCUUUUAAAUUUCUAUAUUAAGACGUGUGAUCUCUCUAAUUAUUGUACAUUAUAUAUAUAUAUAAAUAUAUAUAUAUGAUCUAUAAACUAUAGAUGACGAGAUGCAUAAGUAUAUGAUUACGAUUAUACGUAUAUUAGGCGUUCUACAGUUAGUCUUUUAUCAUUUAGACACAGAGAUGAUCUGAAGAUGAAUAAUUGUGCGGCCAUAUUCUCUGUGGCCUGUUCGUAGUGCCUCGGAAUUGCUGCUCGCGGCAGUGAUUUGACCGUAUUUUAGGAUGGUAUAUUAAUUAAUUAAUUAUAUUGAGAACUGCAAUUAUCGAUACUCUGAUACAGUACUAAAAAGAAGUGGAAUAAGAUGAAGAAAAGAAAAGAACAAAGGAAAGUGAGCGGAGUAGAGAUGAAAUAAGAAUGAUGCAAAAGAAGACGAAGAA